Molecule: messenger RNA, 888 nt
Organism: Carya illinoinensis
Lineage: Eukaryota; Viridiplantae; Streptophyta; Magnoliopsida; Fagales; Juglandaceae
Exons: 2
Coding region: 1-888 (295 amino acids)
Source: RefSeq, a predicted model, not a curated record
AUGGACAAACAGGUAGUUGGUUCUAAAUCUGAAGAUGUAACAGAGACGGAUGAAGCUGAAAAAGAACUAGAGGAAGUGAGGCUAGAGUCAAAGAAGCAUAGAUUGGCAGCUAGCGAAAUGAACAAAUAUCACACUGAGAUUCAGGAAAUUUUCAAGCAAGUAAAGAUUAAUAUUCCACUCUUGGAUGCCGUACAACAAGUGUCGUUGUAUAUAAAAUUUUUGAAUGACUUGUGCAUUGUGAAGAAGAAAGCCUUCCUAACAGAGCAAGUUAGUGCACUGAUAUUGAACAAGACUCCUCAGAAGUUUGGAGAUCCCAGCUCUCCCCACAUUUCCAUUAUGAUUGGUGAGUCACGCAUUGAGAGAGCUCUACUUGAUCUGAGGAGUAGUGUGAACUUGCUACCAUUCUCAGUGUAUGAGCAGUUGGAAUUGGGUAAGCUGAAAAAGACCUUCAUCAUACUACUGUUGGCUCACAGAUCAGUUAAAGUGCCAAGAGGUAUAGUUGAAGAUGUGCUGGUCUAUGUGGACAAAUUUUACUACCUAGUGGAUUUUGUAGUUUUUGACAUACAGCAGCCAAUCUCCACUAUUCACCAUGCGCCUGUCAUCCUUAGACCCCCAUUUCUUGUUACCUCUAAUGCACUUAUCAAUUGUCGAAGUGGAGUACUAAAUCUCAUUUUCGGGAAUAUGACAUUGGAGAUAAAUGUGUUCAAUGCUUGCAAGAUACCUAGUGGAUGCGGCAAUUCAGAUGUGCAUGUUGUUGAUAUGGUGUAUGAUUUUGACAUUUCGGAGUUGUUAUCAGUAUUUGAUUACGAGAGUGCAUCUGAGGAUGGCUUUCCUGAGCAGUCUAAGGUUCUUGUUGAGACAAUUCCAACGUCAUUAGAAUUAACAUAA